AUAAUCUAUAGAACAACACAUGGGCAAAUUCCGCACAGAAUAGCAGAUUACUCCACAUAGCAUAAACAUCUCUUCAAGUUCACGAGUAGCCAACUUUAAAGCAAGCCUCCUGAAGCGCAUCAUAGGAUGUUAAUAUAUAAAAAAGCAGGCAUCAGAGGUGCCUGGAUACAGUGGUUCAUAUGCACCCUUUCACUUCUUCAUGGAGUAAUAUCCGAAACCGGUAGAGCACUGGAUAUAAUGACAAAAUAUCCACUGAUUGAUGGACACAAUGACCUGGCAUUACGUCUGAGAAUGUACCAUAAUAACAAACUGAGCACUUUCAAUAUGCACAACAAUUCUAAGGUGGCUACAGAUAUUAAUCGCCUCAUUGCUGGCCAUGUUGGAGGACAGGUUUUUGCGGCAUACGUGAUGUGCACGGCUCAGGACAAAGACGCUGUCAGACUGACCCUGGAACAGAUUGAUGUAAUUCGUCGUAUGUGUACUGAAAACCCAGAGAUGGAACUGGUCACCACAGCAGAAGGAAUGAGGAAUAGUACAAAAAUCGCAUGUCUAAUCAGUAUAGAGGGAGGCCAUUCCAUCGACAGCAGUUUAGCAGCACUACGCAUGUUCUACCAGCUUGGAGUAAGAUCCAUGGCCCUCACACACAACUGCAACACCCCAUGGGCUGGGAGCUCAUCUAGUUAUUACAAAUAUUACCAGCAGAAUAAUAACAGCCUGACAGAUUUUGGCAAGGCAGUGGUGAAUGAGAUGAACAGGUUGGGAAUGCUGGUUGAUCUGUCCCAUAGCUCAUGGGAGACAGCCAGAGCUGUGCUGAAACAUUCCACUGCUCCGGUUGUUUUCACCCACUCUUCAGCCUAUGCUAUCUGUAACAAUAUUCGCAAUGUACCGGAUGACCAGCUGCUGCUGCUGAAAGAAAACGGCGGGCUUAUCAUGGUGAACUUCUACAGCACAUUUGUAGCAUGUUCAAAUAACACAAACGUGUCUGUUGUGGCUGAUCAUUUCGAUCAUCUAAAGCGGGUGAUUGGAGCUGAAAGCAUCGGGAUUGGAGCAGACUUUGAUGGUGCACAAGGAUUCCCUAAAGGCUUGGAGGAUGUUUCCAAAUAUCCAGCACUAAUUAAGGAGCUGAUAUCAAGGAACUGGACUGAGGAAGAGCUGGCAGGAGUGCUAAGACUGAACUUCCUCAGAGUGUUCCAAAAGGUUGAGAAGGUACGUGAUGAUAUGCUGCACAUUUUACCCAGUGAAGCUGAGAUCUCACUUUCAGAAGUAAACCAGAGCUGUCGUGCGAAGCUGGUCCAUCCAGGUAGACCUGAAAGUAGCCAUCGAAAUGGAAACGCUCCAUUAAUGCCUGUGAAAGCAUUAAUCUGCUUCAUAUUACUUCUGAUGCACUUACAGUAAUCUAAUAAUGAAUCAUCCAGAGACAGUAUACAAAUUAAAUGUUUCCCACAGACUGCUUAGCCAACACUUGAUUUAAAAUCUCAACAAGACCAGGAGUACAUUCGCUGACUGAAACUGACAC
Messenger RNA from Carassius carassius (crucian carp), 1516 nucleotides. It is a transcript of the gene dpep2, whose product is annotated as dipeptidase 2. Gene Ontology annotation, biological process: proteolysis. NCBI's taxonomy places the organism in Eukaryota, Metazoa, Chordata, Actinopteri, Cypriniformes, Cyprinidae. Gene Ontology annotation, molecular function: metallodipeptidase activity. The record is from RefSeq and is a predicted model, not a curated record. The transcript is spliced from 11 exons. The coding region runs from base 127 to 1395 and encodes 422 amino acids.